Cantharellus anzutake is the source of this 331-nucleotide messenger RNA. RefSeq lists its product as uncharacterized. The coding region runs from base 17 to 235 and encodes 72 amino acids. The record is from RefSeq and is a predicted model, not a curated record. NCBI's taxonomy places the organism in Eukaryota, Fungi, Basidiomycota, Agaricomycetes, Cantharellales, Hydnaceae. The transcript is spliced from 2 exons.
GGGAAUACAAGCAAGGAUGUGCGCACGGGAACGAGGGAGUGGAUGUCCUGGAACAAAUCUCUCGGAUUGUAGCGAAGAUCCAAAAUCUCGGCACGUAGGCGUCUGGAGUGGUUCUUUGGGAGUGAAACCCAUAGGAACCAGUUCGUAUGAUGUUCUCAAUGAAUAUUUUAGACGUACACGCUCCAGGUUCCCAUAUAUCUAUCAACUGCUCCGUAGGAUCGUGCUUGAAUUCUGAAGGUAGCAAAAUUGGUUAUCCGGAAAAAGUUUGCCUCAUUCUUGAUGAACCAUCGGGUGUUAUGAAACAGCGACAAGCAACGGCCUUAAAGUUGGA